Messenger RNA from Dimorphilus gyrociliatus, 664 nucleotides. Lineage: Eukaryota; Metazoa; Annelida; Polychaeta; Dinophilidae. The record is from the annotation of a GenBank genome assembly.
AUGUAGUAAUUUGAAAAUUUAGCGGGCAAAUAAUAUCCUUUCUAUAGCUGUAAUCUUCUUUGAUGCUUCCUAAAUAUCUAAGAAGACAAUCAAUAUGUUUGGCGAGAAAGCCUUAGAGUUAAUUAAGGAACUGAAAAGAUGUGGGGAUGGAUUAUUACCUUCUUUCAAUGAGGAAACUGUGCGACAAGUCUUAGAAGAGAUGAAAAGCCUCUUUGAAGAAAAUCAUAAAGACGUCACGGCUUCCUCAGAGGGAGAACAAGGUCUUUUUCCUGGGGUUCAGCUUCGUCAUGCAGCACUUGAAAGGAAUAAACGUAUUUUAUUAACUUAUCUCAACGAAAGAGCGACCUCAAUAGCAGAACUUCGUUGGCAAAUGGGCACAGUUCUUCCUCCUGAUAUUCGGUCUCGCUUAGCAGAACACGAACUCUCGUGGUUACAAAAAUAUAACAAAUCCCUCACUGCCUACAUGAGAGCCGUGGGAGCUGAUAUAACUCACAAUUUAAAACCUCCGAAAUCUUUAUUGAUCGAGGUGAGAUGCACCACUGAACACGGAUCCAUUGAACUGACCUCAGGUAGAACAUUACAUUUGUCAAGAGGAACUCAUCACUUUCUCGAAAGAUCAGAAUGUGAACCAUUGAUAGCAAGAGGGAUAGUUGAAGAGAUUUAA